Messenger RNA from Saccostrea cuccullata (small rock oyster), 1060 nucleotides. RefSeq lists its product as uncharacterized. The record is from RefSeq and is a predicted model, not a curated record. The transcript has 2 exons. Bases 66 to 557 code for a protein of 163 amino acids. Lineage: Eukaryota; Metazoa; Mollusca; Bivalvia; Ostreida; Ostreidae.
ACUGUGUAUUAAUAAAGAAUGGGUUACAGAAUCAGAUGUAUGUUUGAGAAGAAAAAGUGUAAGCUAUGCAGAAAAUAAUCAGUAUAUAUAUUAUAUCCUUAGGUGCUAGCAAGAUAUAUUACAUAUCUCUUAGAGACUCAGCAAGGAGAAAAGAAUCUGGAAAGGACAAAGAUCAUGCGGACAGAAGUAGAAGGCAAAGCAGGAGACGCGAAAGAGCAGGCAGACUCAAGCAGUCGCUGAAGACAGCAAAAGACGACAAGCUGGAAGGACUGGAUAAGAAGAAACUUGCCAGUGUACUAAGCCCAGAGUACAUGUCGUCGGAGGAGUCGGACGUUGACAGUGAAGGUGUCUUUGUUUCUUUCAAAGUCAGGCGCCUCCCAUGGCAGACAGAGGCAUUCAAAAAAGUAAAAGACAAUUUAGAGGAGGCCCACAAAUCCAAACUCUCUCCUCAACAUCUUCGACAGGUAAAGAAGAGACGAGUGGUGGAAUUGCCCUCCAUGAGGCCUGCACCGCAAGGCUGCCCUGGCUUUAUUCUGAGGGAGGAGGAGGAACGUUAAAGGCCUUAUGACAGAAUUAUUAAUUCGAGUGUGCAAAUUAAUUGAAUUUUUUUUCAAAAGGUUAAAAUAAUUUUUUUUUUUGAUAGUCUAGCAUGCUUUUGGAGUAGAAAUCAAGAUUUCUUGAUGUACUCUCUUGUCAUAGUGCUACUCCAAAACAUGAAUAAUUCAACUUAUUUUUGUACUGUUAUUUAAUUGUUUUUUUAUCUAUUAUUAUUUUAUUAACAGUGUUUCACAAAAUAUCAAAGUUAAUCAUUGAACAUUUGUUAUUAUUUAAGGAAAUAAGUGAAAUAAAUACAUUUGCCCUGUUUAAAAUUUGGCAUGAUAAGAUGUGUUGUUUUUCGUCUUCAGUGUAGUGAUAGUUAUGUUUUUAUCUUAUUUAUUUCAAUAUUUAUUUAUUUAUUUAAACUUGUUGUACAGAUCAUACAAAUGAAAUUUAAAAAUUGAGUAUUGAUUUGUUCAUGAAAUAUUAUAUCAAAAACAUUGCACAGCUUAUAUAACUUAUG